AGGGGCUGAGGGGCUGGGGGCCUGGAGGUCUAGUCUGAGACUUUCGGACCCUAAUCGCGCCUGCGCAGAGCGGGAUCACUGCUGGUAGCUGCUGGACAAGUGGGGAGGGUGAGGAACCCACCGUGGCACCCGCUGCCCAGAGCAGAUUUCGGCUGGGUGACUAGAUUCAUUUCGGGGACUGGAUUGUCAGUGAUCAAGUCUCAGGAUCCGCACCCCAGCCUGUGUGACAGCACCCUGCCGGUCACCAUGCCGGCCCUGCUGGAACGCCCCAAGCUCUCUAAUGCCAUGGCUAGGGCAUUGCAUCGACACAUAAUGAUGGAGCGGGAGAGGAAGAGACAGGAGGAAGAGGAGGUAGACAAAAUGAUGGAACAGAAAAUGAAGGAGGAACAGGAGAGGAGGAAGAAAAAGGAAAUGGAAGAAAGGAUGUCAUUGGAAGAGACCAAAGAACAGAUCCUUAAGCUGCAAGAGAAGCUCCUGGCCCUACAAGAGGAGAAGCACCAACUCUUUCUGCAGCUCAAGAAAGUUUUACAUGAAGAGGAGAAAAGGCGCCGUAAGGAGCAAAGUGAUUUGACGACACUUACAUCUGCAGCAUACCAACAGGGUCUGGCUGUGCACACAGGGACACAUCUUCUCAGCAUGCAGGGCAGCCCUGGAGGACACAGCAGACCAGGAACUCUUAUGUCUGCUGAUAGGGCCAAGCAGAUGUUUGGACCCCAAGUGCUCACGACCCGUCAUUUUGUGGGGUCAACAGCUUUUGCAGGAAUCAGACACGGGCAAUUCCAGGGCAGCCCAGAGGGGCCUAUGCGGCAGGCCCAGCCCCCACUCCACUAUGGACCUACCCAGCCAGGCUAUAGUCCCAGCCAACAGCUCAGAGCUCCUUCAGCUUUUCCUGCUGUUCAGUACCUGUCACAGCCUCAGCCACAGUCCUACGCAGUACAUGGUCACUACCAACCCACACAAACAGGGUUCCUGCAACCUGGCAAUGCCCUGUCCCUUCAGAAGCAGCUGGAACAUGCUAACCAACAAUCUGGCUUCUCUGAUUCGUCUUCUCUGCGCCCCAUGCAUCCCCAGGCUCUGCACCCAACCCCUGGGCUUUUAGCCACACCCCAGCUUCCUGUACAAAUGCAGCCAUCAGGAAAGUCAAGCUUUGCAGCCACCAGCCAACCAGGGCCCCGUGGCCUCCUUUUAUUCACGGCCAGAACCCAACGUUUUUAUCACAAGUGACUUGACUCAGGGCAAUGUCCUGCUUCCCCAGGUCUUCCAACUAAUAAAGCUAAACUGCCACCA
Dromiciops gliroides (monito del monte) is the source of this 1287-nucleotide messenger RNA. It is a transcript of the gene GPS2, whose product is annotated as G protein pathway suppressor 2. Gene Ontology annotation, biological process: regulation of transcription by RNA polymerase II. NCBI's taxonomy places the organism in Eukaryota, Metazoa, Chordata, Mammalia, Microbiotheria, Microbiotheriidae. The record is from RefSeq and is a predicted model, not a curated record. Gene Ontology annotation, molecular function: transcription coregulator activity. Gene Ontology annotation, cellular component: transcription regulator complex.